GGGAGGCGGUGCUGGUCCCGGUGCCGGGGGGGGGGUAACACCACCUCAGCCCAGCGCGGGGGCACCGCUUGUUCUGGUUUUGGUUUUGGUUCUGGUUCCGCUCGCUCUCCCCGGCCUGCGGAGGGGCUGCGCUACCGACCCGACUCAGAAAUUGGCUCUCGGCUCCCGCUCCUCUGUGGGCGGGAGCGGGGCGGGGGCCUCCCCCCCCCUUCCCCUCCUCCGUCUCCACCGCGGGCUGAGGGGAAGCUCCGUCCGCCCCGGCGCGGCGGGGCUGAGGGAAGGCAGAGCGUCUUCUUCGGGAGAGACCUUCCUUCUCCUAACGCCUUCCGAGGAGGGGAGAGGAAGGAAGAGAAGGGGAGAAGAGGGGAGAAGGAUCCCGCUGCCCUCAGCCCUGUCCGGCUGGGCUCCCCUGCCCUUUGCUCCCGUGCAGCGCAGGGUCGGUGUCUCUGGACCAAAAGGUGAACUCCUUUCGGCCUGUGGAACUCUCGCCAUGGCUGUCGGUGGUGUCGGGACCUCGCUGCUGCUGAUGGGCGGCAUCGUGGUGGCCGUGGGGCUGUGCCGGAGGUUCACCCGCCGCCGGCUGCGCUCCCACCACCGCCUUUACACUUUCCUCUUGGAGAUGUUCAGCACCUUCCAGAUCUGCGCCUGCACGAACGAGCUCUGCCUGCUGGGCAAUGUGGAACCCAAGCCUCACACCGCCCUCACCUUCACCUACGGUUUCACCGUCCUGCACGGCCUGAGCCUGCCCGGCAGCACAUGCAACCCCUGCGGCACCUUGCAGCCCAUGUGGGGCGGUGGGGUACCCGUCAGGAUGGGUGGACUGAAGAUCGGAGCUCAGUUCCUGGCUGCGGUGCUGGCCAGGAUCUUUAUGCACUUUAUCUGGAGCCUGGGGAUGGCGGAGCCACAUUUUGGAGCGCUCUCGCAGGGCUGCAGCAACCCCAUGCAGACUACGGAGGUGCAGGCGUUCUGCAUAGAACUGCUCUUUUCUGUCGUUUUCCAGCUGACCAUCCUGCGAAUGGAGAGAGUUAAUCCCAAAUAUAAAGUCCACUUGAUUGCUCUUCUCAUCACCAUGCUCGUGUAUGCAGGUGGUAAUCUCACAGGAGCAAUAUUUAACCCAGCACUGGCUUUUUCAUUACAUGCAAAUUGUUUCUAUGACAAUUUCUUAAGUUAUGCACUAGUAUAUUGGAUAGCACCAUCCUUGGGCACAAUACUUGUGGCUUUUAUAUGGGAUGCAAUCCUUCCUCGAAUAUCCUGAGACCACCCAUCCUGAACUCUAGCACUACUACAUCACAGAAUAUUCCCACCCUCUGCAGACAGGAAGCUUUCAGAAAACUCUGGACAUUGACUUCCAAGUCACCUUUCAGUUGUAUUUUUCAGAUUUCAUGUUUGAAAUAUCAGACUCACCACUUUGUAUUCAAAUCCUUCUUUUGUAAUAGCCCACUGGGAUUUCGUGCCAACAUUUUCAGUUAAGACACAUGAAUGUGAAGGACUGUUAAAAACACUGAAACUUUUGUCACUUUAGCCAUAAGUGCCAUUUCCUGACCUUUCUUACAGCAGCAUCUCAAACUAAUUUUAGAGAAACACCCAAUCCUCUCAAGGUUUGACUUUAUUGGAUUUCUUCCCAUACAAGGCACCUGCAAAAAAAAAAAAAAAGCUGAAGAUUUCAUUCUUGUCAGUCACCUCAUCAUAUUCCUACUCACAGUAAAUGUUUCUCAGAGAAGAAGAAAAGGCCACACUACUCCCUACAAAAGCCUCUAAUCUAGAGGUUCCCUACACCAAAAGUAAAAAGUCUGUAGGACCAAGAUUGUUUUAAUAAUAGCCAAGUGCAGGUAAGUAACCCCUUGCUUCCUUUCAGGAAGGCUGUGCCACAUCCUGUCCCUCUUACUCUGCUGAAUGUUUAUCUUGGUUGGAAAGAGUGGUAGUAAAAUACCAUAAAAUUCUGUUGAUGCAGACAUAAAGGGGCAUUUUAGGCAAAAAAACCCCAAACAACCUACUUCAUCUGAGAUUACUACUACCUCUUCAUAUAAUCAAGUAAUACAGUGUAUAUAGGGAUGAACUGUAUGGAACCUGACUUGUCCUCAAUGUGAUGUAACUCUUAUCAGAUUCUUUGCUUCAGAUAAGUGAAUUUGCAAAAUAAGUGAAUAAAUAAAAGGGCUAAAACCACAGGACAGUGACCUACCCAAACUGGCACAGCCUUUACAGCCUCAGCUGAGGGGGACAGCACCAACAGGUAACAUCCUCUGAAGUCCUGUUUCUAGAGUGAGGUUUCAUCUUCUGGAUUUUUAUUUAUGCCUAAAUGUAUUUAUCAAAUUUAAGACUGAAUUCAGUUUUUCACUUCAUAGUUAACAGCUUUGAAAGAGGAGAUGGUUCACAAGGUCCCUCAUUACCCAAGCCACCUUGCAGACCAUUUUCUAAGAGGGAGAGAAUGAGACACUUUGGGUAUUUUUUCACAGUAAAAUUAUGAAUCAAAUCUUAAACAGCCACUUCUGCCACUUUGAAAGACUUUGGGGAGUAAAGAUUUUCACCUGAUUUUGUACUUGUUGCAAUAAAAGCUUCUCCUUUUAAUUUUUCAUGCUAUAUUUAAGAUUAUACCGCAGAGUUAAAUCAGCUGUUCAGACACACUUUUCAUAGGGGAGAAUCUUAAUCCAUGACCCUGUAAUUCACUCAUUAAAAUAAAAUUUUUAGAAAAAACAGCUUGGUAAUGUACUGAAGAGAAGAACAACUGCUUUGUCUUGCAGCAGCACUUGGAUACUUGUGUGUAGCCCUACUAAAGGAAACUGAUCUUCAGUAAAACUCUUCAUGGCAAGGACCAUGCAUCCCCACCCUG
This is a messenger RNA of Calypte anna (Anna's hummingbird), 2827 nucleotides long. RefSeq names its product aquaporin 11 (gene AQP11). Gene Ontology annotation, biological process: transmembrane transport. The transcript is spliced from 4 exons. NCBI's taxonomy places the organism in Eukaryota, Metazoa, Chordata, Aves, Apodiformes, Trochilidae. The coding region runs from base 491 to 1255 and encodes 254 amino acids. Gene Ontology annotation, molecular function: channel activity. Gene Ontology annotation, cellular component: membrane; cytoplasm. The record is from RefSeq and is a predicted model, not a curated record.